This is a messenger RNA of Ogataea philodendri, 1839 nucleotides long. RefSeq lists its product as uncharacterized. The record is from RefSeq and is a predicted model, not a curated record. Gene Ontology annotation, biological process: lipid metabolic process. The transcript has 3 exons. Gene Ontology annotation, molecular function: triacylglycerol lipase activity. The coding region runs from base 1 to 1839 and encodes 612 amino acids. NCBI's taxonomy places the organism in Eukaryota, Fungi, Ascomycota, Pichiomycetes, Pichiales, Pichiaceae.
AUGUAUUUUGUGACAGAGGUGGUGUUUUUCUGGAUCAAAAGACUGAUUAAACUUCUCAGAGAGUCUCCUAUUCGUACUCUAAAACGGUCCCUGGAUUCCUGUACCAACUUCCACGAAUGGGAAAUGAUCACUUCGGAAAUCGAUAGACUGAAUGGGUACGAUGUUUGGCGACAAAACUUCAUCUCAAAAAAGUACGAUUAUAGACUCAUCAAUGAGCGUCUUCAUGAUCUUCGGCUGGCCAGGAUAAACGAGGACCUGUUGAAAGUGAUGGGCACUUUGAGAUCAGGCGUGCUGCGGAACUUUGGAGGAAUCUCGAACAAGCAGUUGUACAACAAAUCAUAUAUUGGUACCAAGGUCUUGAUCGAGGACUAUAUCGAAGAGGUGUUGAAAUGCUUUCAAUUUAUUGAUGAAUGGCAGUUGAAGGACAACACUUUGGAAUUAAACCAUUUCAACCAGAUGAAGCUGGACUUCUUUCAUGACACCAGACAGACGUUGGGCGUGACCGCGUUGAUAUUACAAGGUGGCUCGCUCUUUGGGCUUUGUCAUCUGGGGGUGAUCAAGGCACUGUAUUCGAAGAACUUGCUACCACGGAUCAUUGCUGGCUCUUCUAUUGGUGCAUUGGUUGGGGCUCUGAUAUGUUGCUUGGACGAUAACGAGAUCGAGGACAAUCUGAACAAUUUAGUCAAUCUGCUACCACAGGAAGAAGCCGACGAAAAUGGCACCUCUGUGAUUGCCUCUGUUGUCCGUAAAGGAUACAGUCAAGACAUGUUACUGUUUAUCAAGUAUGUGGAGUCCAAAGUUGGCGAUUUGACUUUUGAAGAGGCAUACUUGAAAACUAACCGCAUAUUGAACAUUUUGAUUCAUCCCACCGAGUCCUGCGCGCCAUCGCUUUUGAACUACAUCUCAACCCCAAACGUCACCAUUCUCAGUGCCAUAUACUGUUCCAUAGGAAAUAGUGUGCAAGAGGACGAUGUCCAGCUCAAGUUCAAAAACUCAGAAAACCAGAUUGAAACACUCCAGUUUUUGAAACGUCAUUGUGAAUACAUAUCGCCACAUUAUGCCAGUUCGAUUUCAACCAAGUCGUUCACGCCAAUCUCUCCAUACACAAGACUAACCGAGCUGUUCAACGUGAACCAUUUCGUUGUUGCGCUCGCAAGACCGUAUCUUGCUCCAUUGAUAGGAAACGAUUUAAAGCAUUCGCCAACUUCCUGGCAACUCACAAACCACAUCAAGAACCUGAUUAGUCUUGAGCUACGACACAGAAUGGAAACACUGGAGAAGUUUGGAUUGUUGAUGGGAUUUUUCAGAUGGUUGGCGGUGGACGAGAAAACUCCUCGAUUCGAAAACAGCGAAAUCACCAUUGUUCCUGAGCUCAGAACACUGAUAAGAGACUUUAGUCGCAUUUUCGACGUCAACAAGUACAAGGAGAACAUUCCUUACUGGAUUCAAGUUGGAGAGAGAUCAGUGUGGCCAUUGUAUCCGUUAUUGGACACUCGUUGUGCCAUCGAGUUUGCUCUGGACGAUUAUUAUAAUCUGCAUAGAAGUAGUUCUCCUGUCACGUCCACGGCACGUCCAGUCUUCAACGGACGCAAAGACAUCAGCAGGUUCGAUCUGUGUACGAGUUUUGUGAGGAAAGAUGUGUGGAUGGUGGCCAAAUCAUCUGGGAUUUCGGAGUAUUCGAGCAACGACUCGUCAUUGGAGCUGAUUAGGAAGAGAUUGCAUUUUGCAUUCAGUUUCUGUAACUGCAACAACAAAGUGUCCACUUUGGUGUCUGACAGAAACAGCAGAAACUCAGGAUUCUCGAGGAACACGUUUGGUUUCCCCUUCUUGGCUAAUUGA